AUGUUUGGAGGAUGGUUUCCGCACACAAGUGAGCCGUCCGACUUCAGCAACUCCGAACCCCCGUGCAACAUCAAUGGAAUUCUUCUGGCUUCCAUCUUUGUUGUGCCCUAUAUCGCUUUCCUCAUCGUGCUCCCGGGCGUGCGGGGGAAGCGGACCAUCACCCUGCUCACCUACACCGUCAGUAUGUUCGUCGGCGGAGCGUUGAUAGCCUCAAUCGUGAACCCCGGGUGGGCAGUGGGACAAGCCCGAAUCGUCAGCCAAUUCCGGGCCCAUACCCGCGAAAAGAUGGUCUCCCGACUCGGCGUCAACGUCGGCCUAUCACAUCUCAACAUCACGCUCAGACACGAGCGACAAUACCAUGAGAAGGCCGCGUUUUUCAAUGGGCUCGUUAAUGAGGAUAUCCACGACACUGUGCCAAACUUUACAAAGUUGUACUUUAACGAAAAGUUUGAUAUAAGUGGAGUAUCCUCAAUGGCAGAAGCCCUCCGGAAUGCCUACUUCCACGGUCUCCCCUAUCCAAUGCUGUCGGUUCUCGAGUAUUUCUCUUUGAAUCAAGACUCAUUCGAUUGGGGCAGGCAUUACCGGGUGGCCGGCCAUUACACCUAUGCAGCAAUGUGUUUGGCAACGGCCUGCUGGGCCUUGUCGAUCGUGUUCUUGCUCUUUUUACCGCAUUGCUACGGGUGUGCACAGUUGGCAUGCGGCAUGUCGUCAAUCGGCGGUAUCAUCAUCUACGUCGUGAUAUCACCUGCCGAACUGGUGAUCGCGUUCGUGGGUGAGGACGGCAAUCGGACUGUUAUGGAUAUGAAAUUCGGAUGGUGUUUCUAUUUGAUAAUUUCACAAGCCAUUCUAUCCAUUGCGUUUGGCCUCUCAUUAAUGCUACUCCAGCACUUCAAGCUGUACUCAUUAUCAACAUCGUUAGACGCACAUUUGGAUGAGACUGUUGGCCCGUCAAAAAGAAGAAAAUCUCCUGAUGGUAAGCCGGGAGAGGAUUUGGCCAAUUCACUAGAGGUGAUGCGACGGGCAAAAAUGUCGACUGCCGUUGAAGUUUGCUCAACAAGCCAACACAGCAAGCAGUCGAGCGGGAUCCACUCUAGAAGCAGCUAUUCUACAGAUACCGCCAGCAUACAUAGUAGCGGCUCGUUUGGGUCUGUCAAAUCCCUGUCACCGCCUGCCCGAAAUCUAACGCUGAGGAGCAGGAAAGCGGAUGAGAUCCAGAUUGAAGUCGAGAAAUUA
Molecule: messenger RNA, 1233 nt
Organism: Mesorhabditis spiculigera
Lineage: Eukaryota; Metazoa; Nematoda; Chromadorea; Rhabditida; Rhabditidae
Source: the annotation of a GenBank genome assembly